AUUUCAAACAUAUAUCUUGACGGACCUGCAAAUGUUAAUACAUGUCUUGGAAGUCUUUGUCAAGGCUCGUCUGAGAACAAUAUAGAAUCACCAGGUCCGUCUUUAUUUCAUAAACGAACAACACCGGGCUAACUAGUCCAACCGGUUGGAUCGCAAAAUCGAAAACGGCCCUGGCUCCUGUCAUCUGACUUAUCACCACCUACUGUUAAAUGAUGGCGGCGUACAGGGCACAGCCUGCAUUCUGCAGAGGGGUACAUACCCUAGCUGUUUCAGCGGAUCUGUUCAAAAUAAACAGGAAAAGACUGUGUGAAAUUCUAAAGAACAAAGUCCCAAAAGGGGCACUGGUACUACUACAGGGCGGAGAGUCGGAAACACGCCACUCUUCAGAUCACGAACCUAUCUUUAGACAGGAGUCUUACUUCCACUGGACAUUCGGAGUAGAGGAGCCAGACUUCUUUGGAGCUAUAGAUGUUGACACCCAGAAAAGUAUCUUGUUCCCUCCUAAAUUGCCAGACUCUUAUGCAGUGUGGAUGGGGAAACUCUUAGAGCUCGAAGACUUCAGAGUGAGAUAUGGUGUGGAUGAAGCUCAAUGGGCCUGUGAUAUUGCUCAAGUUCUCAAGACUAAAGCACCUUCUGUAAUCCUUACCCUGAGGGGGAUGGACACAGACAGUAGUAAUUAUACUAGGGAGGCAGCCUUUGAUGGUAUUAGCGAGUUUAAAUUGGACAACAUAGCCCUUCAUCCUCAGAUUAUGGAAUGCCGUGUGUUCAAGACUGAUGAGGAGCUGGAGGUACUUCGUUACAGCAACCAACUCAGCAGUGAGGCUCACAAGGAGGUUAUGAGAUGUAUCCGGCCAGGAAUGUAUGAAUACCAGUUGGAAAGCAUAUUUCGUCAUUAUUGUUACUACAAUGGUGGGGCACGGAACCUGGCCUACACUUGUAUCUGUGGAACAGGUGACAAUGGAUCAGUGUUACACUAUGGCCAUGCAGGAGCUCCAAACUCUAAACAGGUCAACGACGGAGACAUGUGCUUAUUUGACAUGGGCAGUGAAUACUGUUGCUAUGCCUCAGAUAUCACAUGUUCCUUCCCAGCCAAUGGAAAGUUCUCACAGAAACAGCGUAACAUAUAUGAGGCUGUCCUUGCGUCUAGUCAAGCUGUCAUGGCUGCCAUGAAACCAGGUGUAUCCUGGGUAGAUAUGCACCUGUUGGCAGACCGAACCCACUUGGAGGAAUUGAAGAAGAUCGGACUAGUACAGGGUGAUGUUGAUGAGAUGAUGAAAGUCAGGCUAGGGGCAGUGUUCAUGCCACACGGGCUUGGACAUUUCAUGGGGAUAGACACACACGAUGUUGGGGGUUAUCCAGAGGGUACAGAGCGAAUAGAUAAGCCAGGCCUGCGGUCACUUCGGACAGUACGGACACUUGACCACCGCAUGGUCAUCACAGUAGAGCCAGGGAUCUAUUUCAUUGAUGUGCUGAUAGAUGCUGCCCUGAACAACCCAGAGCAGGCACGGUUUUUGGUGAGGGAACAAAUUGACCAGUACCGAGGCUUUGGAGGGGUGAGGAUUGAGGAUGACGUCACUGUAACAGAAGAUGGGAUGGAGUGCCUUACAUGUGUUCCAAGGACAGUGGAGGAGAUUGAGGCUAUUAUGAAGGAGGGCCAUAACAGACCUCAUGUGCCUCUUCCUCAAGAAACAGAGAAACUGGCAUGAGAAAGAUGUCAUUGAAAAGAAAUUUAGAAACAGUGUGCUGUUCAAAUGAGUGACAUGUUACCUGUUGUUUAAACAGAAUAUUGACUUUGAAAAUGGAUAUUGGUUAUUAUUUAGAGUUGUCAGAAUGAUUACAUUAAAAUGUCAUAUAUGUAGUACCUUUUUUCAAUUUAUAAUUUGACAUUUAUAUAAUGAAAUUUAAGAGUUAUAAUUCAUCAAUAUUAUCAUAUGAUGUCUUAGACUUCAUUUACAAUACAUAACACAAUAUGUACAAAUCUCAAGGCGUUAUAUUUAUUGGGAAACAAUUGUCAAAGCAUUCUGUGGUCUGUUGUACAUAAUACCUGAUAUUUAGUUGUAAAUUAUAUUUAAAGUAAUGGUUUGCUGUAUAUACCCAAUAUUCAGUUGAAAUGUAAAGUAUUGGUGCCAUAUUUUGUACUUGCUGCCUCAUUUGUAUGGUCAUGCACGUUUACUAUAAAAAACAAAUCUAAUCCCUGUAGAUAACAUGGUAUGGAAUAUGGUCUUUUCAAGAUCGCGGACCAGGGUUAGCAAAGAAGGUAGCUCUUAACUUCAAGCUACAGAUCAGUUGUUUGUACACACAUUGUGACCGUAACAAGUACCGUACUGUACUCAGAAAAAUGCCAACUUUAAAUUAUUAUUGUUAUUUUUGUUCUUAAAUUCCAAAAUGCAUGCUAAUCCACAGUGAAGUUGGACGAAUUGUUGAAAUCGUAAUCAAGGGGGAAUCUGUGGUUUUAAUUUGCUGAUAUCAAAUUAUUUAAAAGGGUCUAAUGUCUCUCUACCUUGUCAGAAUUACUCCCCAGUGAGAUCAGAUAACACAUGAUAUCCAAAGGCUUUUCGAAAAUCAAGAGAUAAACAAAUUGUACUUAUGUUAGGGAUUGGUCCAACGUUAUAAAAUUCAUGUUUUUGGAAAAAAAUGCAAUGGAUUGGUUGCAAAAAUCAUAUCAUCUGGUUAUGGAUUAGUCCCAAAACAAUUGUACAUGUAUAUGUAAUGCACUAUAACUAUGAUUGUUUAAAAUGAUUGUUGCAAUAUUUCAUAUCAAAAUUAGGUCCAAAAUGGCUGUUUCCCUCCUAAUUGAGAGUUGACACACACAUUCAAACAAAAUUUAUACAUUUACCAUGUCUGUCUCAUGUAUUAAAUGAUAUAAUAAAGGAUUCCAUUGUGCAUAUAUAUGUAUACUAGGUAUGUAAUAAUUCUAUGUGAACUACAAUAUUAAAUAUACUUUCGUAAUUUGGUUGUCUCAUCUUCACAGAAAUUGUACAUUUGAAAAUUGUUAUUCUUCAUUAAAGAUAUGCUGACUAGUGCAAAAUUUGCUGGAGCAAAUAUCUUAUUCAGAUUUUUUUUAAUAAAGGAAAUGUCAUGUUUUCAAAUUGUUUCAUUUUUAUCCCAUGGAUUACACUUUGUCUGUUCAGUUAAUAAAACAGCUUUGAACGUUUAAUUACUCCAAAAGCUUGGACAGAUUUUAUAUCAAAUAUUAUCAAACGGAAAUUAAAGAGUUAUGACUUUGUUGAUUUGGAUGCAGGUGUCUGCUAAUAUAUCUAAACAUAUUGCAAACGGGUUCCAAAUGUGUAUAAUAAUGAACUCCCACCAAAUUUCAGUCCAUUUCUAUUGAACAUUUCAAACAUUAAUUCUAAAAGCAAUUGAGAACUUGGUAUACCACACGUGUAUUACCUAAUAAACUUCUGCUUCACCAUAAACUUGUUUUAAAUGUAACAUUGGCUCUUUAUGUUCACAAGUUUACAUGGCUUAAUAAUACAAGCUAUAAUUACGGGUGUUUUAAUGCAGAAUUUGUCACGUAAUAAAAAUGUAUUCAUGUUGGAAUCAACUACUGUAAAUUUCCUUAUUUUAUUGACGAGGGGGUUGGGUGUAUCUUCUAUAGUUUCUUAUCUCCUUCAAUCUGCCUUCUCGCCCGCAAUCUUGUUUUGUUUUUGGAUAAGCAGAAGAACUAAAAUACAUGAUGGUGAGAAGUCAAAUUGUCUCGCUUAUAAACCGCAAGACAACCAAAGUGUAUUAGUCUCGAGACAAAAUCAGUUUUAUUGACCUAAUUAUUUUUACAAGAAAAGUCAAUUCACCUGUAUAUAGUAGGCAAUGGGAUACUGUAUAUCAAUUUUCUUUAUAAAUGCAGUAAAUAUAGCCUCAUAAUUCGGUCAACAUUUUUUAUUUAAAUACUUCAAAAACCAAAAUUCAAAAGAUCAUAGUUUUGAAAAAAAAA
Molecule: messenger RNA, 3931 nt
Organism: Pecten maximus
Lineage: Eukaryota; Metazoa; Mollusca; Bivalvia; Pectinida; Pectinidae
Product: xaa-Pro dipeptidase-like
Exons: 15
Coding region: 210-1706 (498 amino acids)
Molecular function (GO): metalloaminopeptidase activity; manganese ion binding
Source: RefSeq, a predicted model, not a curated record